GUGGGAGCAGAUCCAGCCCCAUGCAGCAAGCCCAGCCUGAUGCACUAGCCAACGAGCUUUAAAGCUUAAAGCACUGCACUGCACCUCCAGCAGCACUGCACUGCUCCAUAUUCCUCCUUUUCUUUUUCUUCUCUGUCUCUAUCCCCCACUACCACGCUAUCACUCUGUUAGCCUUACGCUCAGCUUCUUCUACACACACUCGCUGCUCUGUCGGUCUCUCUUUCUCUCUCUUUCUCUAUUUUCCCCUUUCCCUGCCUCACUCCUUUCCUCUCUCACUCACUCACUCCCUCCCUCUCUCCCUCCCUUCUCUGGCUGUCCCGGGACACUCCUGCAGCUUCGGCUGCAUCACCUUGCAGUCCACGCGCUCGCCGCUGCCUGCCUGCAGUCCCCUCCCUCCACACUACUUCUCCUCCUUCAAUCUCUCUCUCGCUCUCUUUCUGUCUCUCUCUUUCUUUCUCUCUUUUUCUCUCUUUCUCUGCUUGCACCACCUCCUUCUCCUCCUUCUCUGUUCUUUUUUGCCUUUCCUCACCUGCUUUUCCUUUUCUCUAACUUGACAAAAUGUAUCAGAACCGGUGGAUCACCAACUAUCUCAGCCAUGUCAAGUUCUGUCAAGGCAUCACCAGUGAAACCGCCACCAAGGUCAGCAAACCUAAACUACAGCGUAGGGCACUUAGUUUUCAGAAACAGUUUUCAUUUGAGGAUAAAGACGAGGCAAACCAGACCAAUAAAGCUGUUGAUGCCAAUCCUUUGGUCACUCUACCCAAGGUCUCAGAGUUAAGGAAGCGAUUUGAAACCAUCAGCACGAGCCAGAGUGACUGCUGGAACAUGAACAGGAAGGAGCGCAUUGCACGGCGGCUGGAGGGAAUCGACAGCGAUAUACAGCUAUCCCUUCCCACCACUGGACUGGUGACCAAUCGGCUGCUAGAGGAGGACACGCCCAGAUAUACUCGAGCAGCAGAUUCGUGUGACCCAUGUACAGUUCCUGUUCAGCACUUUGGUAAAGAUGACCCCACUGUAUCCCGAGCCCACGCUGACCCCUCCUACAACCCCGUCUCAGUGGAUAAAUCAGAGCAGGAAUCUAAAGCUGAGCGCAUUGCCCGCUACAAAGCCGAGCGCCGCCGCCAACUCUCAGAGCGCUACCGCAUCCUCCUGGACGAAGAGUCCGAUCCGGCCUGUAGCAGCCACUACUCCAGGGUCCGGAGAGAGCCCGAGGGGUCCGACCGGCAGCACAAGCUGCUGGAGGAGGGAGCGGAGGAGGUAGAGCACAAUGCCCACACUUCACGCUCUCGUGCAGGACGGACCCCCGCUCAGACCGGCACGGAUCCGGACUACACCCGGGAGCUGUCCGGGUCGCUGUCUGAACACGAGCGCAGGAUGAACCUGGAGAACCAGCGGAGAGCUCAGGACCGAGGGGCAGUGCGUGGAGGAGGCGAGGCGGCUCCGGACCACUCAGCUUAUAUGGACACUUCCGGGAGUGCCAAAGCUCCAGCGAGAGAGCAUGGAUACACGGGGGUCACAGUGGUCCCCAGCUCUCCUAAAGCAGGCCAAACACCCAAACCGGCCUCCUCUCCUGGAGAUAUGUUCAUCGAGCAGCAGGCCCACCAAAUUCUUCACAGGCAAGGCUGCCAUAGCCAACCAACCAGUCAGUGGUCACUCCAGACUGACUCAGAAGGAGACACCACUUCCCCAAUCAACUGGCCUUCCAGAAUCCGAGUUAGGGAGAGACUGGCUCGUGAUGAGCCGCCGCACAGGAGUCCUGAACUGAGCUCUAGAUCAGAAGCUCUGCUUUACCGCCGCCACACGCAACCGCUCACCGGCUACCACGAGCGCUCGUCCUACCAGGAGCAGCCCAACCCACGCCUCCUUUACCAGCCCUCCCACCCACCACACUCCCGCUCUGACCGACAGCCUGAGCCUCAUCACCCUGGCUGCCAUGCCUACCUCUCCAUGGGUAGCGAGCCUGUCCCCCAGGUGUGGCAAGAAGCCGAGUUUGGGCUGGAGGAAGCGGGGAGUCAGAGGCAGGGCAGGCAGGAGGUAAGGGUGGAGGGGCUGCUGCGGAGCCGGAAGGCGGUUCUACCCUCUGAAGUUCAUCGGAGAGAGAGGAGCACGGAAGAUCCCACCCGUGGAAGAUUUGAAGGGAUGGACUUCCCGCUGCAACAUCAGGGUCAUUCUGAAGACCCUAGAGGGAGAAGGGGAGGGUGGUCGAGAAGGGAGGAAGCUACUGAGCAUGUAUCCAGACUUCAGGCAACUGAGGCAAUACACUCAAGAGCCAGGCAUGCCCAGGAAAGGACUGACGACUGGUAUCAACAACGAGUACCUAGCACUGGCUAUCCACAAGCCCAGGUUCCAGUACCAGUCCAAACCCAUGCUCAUGCUUAUGCUCCUCCUCCUGCUCUUGCUCAUGCUCAUGCUCCACCAGCUGGUGGCAGAUGGGCUCCAGACCCACCCAAACAGGUAUCACACUACUUACCAGAGACAGGGAGUGCCCAGAAACCUUCAGCUCCCAUCCAGGAGCCUUUCUAUAGUAGAGAGCUUGUCCCUCAAGAGACCAUUGCCAAUGGAGACCACUCGCCACCUGUUGAUGCUUUGAAGGUUUCAGUAGCCCAGCUCCGCCACUCCUACCUAGAGAAUGUGACCAGUCCACGCAAACCCGAACAGGUAGAGGGGUUGCCUGCGGUUGCGGAGGUGCCCUGGAGAAGCGAGAGAGCUGGGAACAAAUCCCGUCGCCCCCGGCGAUACAUAAUGCCCUCUGAGGAUAGAAAGACCUCAGAGAGGUUCAGAACCCAGCCGGUUACUUCGGCCGAGUGGCUGGAAUCUGAUAGGUCUUGCCCUGCCUCAGAACCACAAAUCGUUGAAGCGGAUGAGGAGAAGUUGGAUGACAGAGCGAAGAUGAGUGUUGCUGCCAAGCGCUCUCUCUUCAGGGAGCUGGAGAAGACUGUGGAUGGGGCAGCUGUAAAGCCACACAGUCAAAACGCUGCUAUAGCACGCAGACUGAGACGCAACCAGGAUCGCUACCGCACCCAGCCUGUCACUUCAGAGGAAGUAGUCAUUGCUGCUACUGUCCCUGGUGCUGUGUCACAGACUGUGUCUGUUCAUUCUUCAGUAGCACGUGUUCCUAGCCCCACUGUAGUCCACAGCUCAGUCACCCGCCACAGCUCUGUGGUAAGAGAACAGGCAAAGAAUGCCCGACUUCUUCAGGAAAGUUCAGAAGCAGAGAAGAGUGUCCACACUGUUCCUGCUGAUACUCACGAGGAGCCUGACCUGUCCACUCUCAGCCUGGCAGAGAAGAUGGCCAUCUUUAACAGGCUGACCCAGCAGUCCUCGCUCAGUCCCAUCACCCGCAGAGACAGCCGGUCCCGCCGCAGUAACGCCCGCUACCAGACCCAGCCCAUCACACCUGGAGAGGAUGGCUCGGAUUCUGAACUUUUUGAGGAGGAAAUGCAGAACUCAGAUGGACUGAGUGAUCUGGACCAUAUUGGAGGCGGGUCUCAUUUAAGCUCGGCCUCCUCCAUCAAGUCUUCCACAGUGUCUACAGCACAUGCUGGUGACAUCCAUCUGACCACGCCCGUGUCCACUGUGGCCUAUGAUGAGAGAGUGCUGCCCCCCUGGCAGCAGCCAACUACGGUGGUCCAGAACCAGAAAGGCCCAUCUGAACUGCCUGUAGGUCAGAGAGAGGAGGGGAAGAGGAAACUGCCCUCCCCAGACAGCGUGAAACAGCCAGCCCGAGAGUGGGAGGAGCAUCGGGGGUACACCAAGACUGCGGUGACCUCUGACUUCCAGGAGACGGACGGUCAACAGAGGUCAAAUAUGUCAGUUUCGGGUCUCCCAGAGCAGCCAGUUUCAGUGCGAGCCGUACCACAGUCCUCAUCCUCAAACUGGAGCGCCGCACUCACACCGCACACACACACUCACCCACACUCUGCACAGCCCCCCGAGCCCAGCAGAACCUUCCCUGAGGAGAGGGAGAGGAAACGAGAGCGGGACAGAGACCUGUACGCUGAAGAGGCAGACGAGCUGGCAGACAUCAUGUCAUCCCGACAGAUGUCCAUCAAAGAGAGGCUGGCUCUGCUGAGGAAGAGCGGUGAGGAGGACUGGAGGAACAGGAUCAAUAAGAAGCAGGACGUUGUGCAGGUGGCCAUUUCUGAGAGACACGCUCAGCUCUGGGAGGUGGAGCAGACCUUCAAGAAGAAGGGCAAUGGGAUGAUAGAUGACUUUGCGGUGUCUGAUCAGCUCUGGGAACCUGUCUUUUCCUCCACUUUUUCCUGUGCCUCUGAACCACUGGAUCAAAUUGAGCCCCCUCCCCAGGCCAAACCCCUGCCUGUGCAGGUGGAUGAUCUUCACCCGUGGAGACGCAAGAGGAUUGGAAAUGAGGUGGUGGAGAGUCACCACAUGGAGCGGAUGGAGAUGUCCAUCCACGAGCGCAAGCAGCUCAUCACAGCCCGAGAGGAUGCCUGGAAGUCCAAAGGUUACGGAGCUGCCAAUGACUCCACCCAGUUCACUGUGGCUGGCCGGAUGGUGAAAAAAGGUCUGGCAGCCCCCACAGCACUCACAAAUCCCCCCCUGACCCCUACAUCCUCCAAAAACAAGAAUACCAUCAGUAAACCCCAGGAAGAAACGAAGGACACUGAAGAGAUCGAAGUCAGACAGGAUAUGAAAGUGGAGUCUGACAGGAAGCUGGACAAGCUGGAGUCCUUCCUGGGCCGACUGAACAAGCAAGUGGAGGGUUUUCCAGAGACCACACUAACAGUCACAGAGAAGACUGUGAAGGAGGUCAUGACCCUGGAUGAUGAGUGCUUUGAUAAGUUCUACAGGCACACAGAGGAGCUGGCCAACGUCACCGGCAAAGUGGAAAUCAGCGAUGAUUUUGAUGCCAUUUUUGGAACACAGAUGCCAAAGCUGACUUCAGAGAUGGUGCAGCACAAGCGGGCAGUGCGUCCAGCCCGGAACGUGCAGUCUUCCAGAAACCCUCUGAAGCUUCUGGCCUCAAGAGAAGACAUCAGGCAUGAAUACACAGAGCAGAGGCUGAACAUUGGCAUGCUGGAGAGCAAGAGGAUCAAGCAGGAGAAGAUGAGUAAGAACAGUGGAUUCUCAGCAGUGGCUCUGGCAGGCUUGGCGAGUAAGGAGAAUUUCAGCAGUGUCAGUCUGCGCAGCGUCAACAUCACAGAGCAGAGCUCCCACAGCAGUGCAAUGCCCUACAAAAGCACCAUGCUCAUGCAGGUCAAAGGUCGACGGCAUGUUCAGACCAGACUAGUCGAGCCCAGAUCGUCCUCCCUGAACAGUGGAGAUUGCUUCCUUCUGGUCACCCCGCACCACUGCUUCAUCUGGGUUGGAGAGUUUGCGAACGUUAUCGAGAAAGCUAAAGCUGCAGAGCUGGCAACCUUCAUACAGACCAAGCAUGACCUGGGCUGUAGAGCCUCGUAUGUGCAGACCAUAGAGGAGGGAUGCAACACCCACAGCCAUGCAGCUAAGGAAUUCUGGAAGAUCCUGGGUGGGCAAGCAAGUUACCAAGCUGCAGGAACUCCAGAGGAGGAUGAGUUCUAUGAGACGGCCAUAGUGGAGACGAACUGUGUCUACAGACUGCAGGAAGAUAAACUGGUGCCUGAUGAUGAUUACUGGGGCAGAGUGCCCCGCUGCUCCAUGCUCAACCCCACUGAGGUGCUGGUGCUGGAUUUUGGCAGCGAGGUGUAUGUGUGGCACGGUAAAGAGGUGACAUUAGCCCAAAGGAAAGUGGCAUUUCAGCUGGCCAAGCACCUGUGGAAUGGCACCUUCGAUUACACAACCUGUGAUAUCAACCCUCUCGACCCAGGAGAGUGUAACUCACUUAUACCCAGGAAAGGACAGGGCCGGCCGGACUGGGCCGUGUUUGGUAGGCUGACCCAGCACAACGAGACCACGCUGUUUAAGGAGAAGUUUCUAGACUGGACUGACUCCAAGAAAGCUGCGAAGAAGAAUGGCAACACACAAGAGGUUGAAGAGAAGGAUGGGCAGAGUGGUGAAUGCCGACCGUAUGAUGCCUCUCUGAUGUUGCCGUUGUCGCAAGCCCCUGUACGGACCAUUCUAGACGGAGUGGAUGUGGGUCGUGGUUAUGGAAUGGUGGACGGAGAGGAUGGGCGGGGCUUUGAGAUCAGCACCCUGUCUGUAGAUGUUUGGCACAUUCUGGAGUUUGACUACAGUCGUCUUCCUAAGCAGAGCAUUGGGCAGUUCCAUGAAGGAGAUACAUAUGUGGUUAAAUGGAAGUAUAUGGUCAGCACAGCAGUUGGGAAGAGGUUUCAUUCUGAGCGGGUUGUAGGUCCAGGAAAGGAGAAGUGUUCGUAUUUCUUCUGGCAGGGCCGUAACUCCACAGUGAGUGAGAAGGGAACAUCAGCUCUGAUGACUGUGGAGUUGGAUGAGGAGAGAGGAGCACAGGUCCAGGUGCUGCAAGGGAAGGAGCCCCCCUGUUUCCUGCAGUGUUUUAAUGGAGGGAUGAUUGUUCAUGCAGGAAAAAGGGAAGAGGAGGAGGACAACGCUCAGAACGACUGGCGGUUGUACUGUGUUCGAGGAGAGAAGCCGAUUGAAGGUCACCUGCUGGAGGUGCUCUGUCACUGCAGCAGCCUUCGCUCUCGGACUUCCAUGAUUCUACUGAAUAUCCCCAAAGCCAGCAUGUACCUGUGGCACGGCUGCAAGGCCCAGAUGCACACGCGCGAUGUGGGCCGCACUGCUGCCAACAAGAUCAAAGAGCAGUGUCCUUUGGAGGCGGGGCUUCACAACAGCAGUAAAGUGACCAUUCAGGAGUGUGAUGAAGGAACAGAACCAGUUGGCUUCUGGGAAGCUCUGGGCAAGCGGGACCGGAAGGCAUAUGACUGCAUGAUCCAUGAUCUAGGCAAGUUUAACUUCACACCUCGACUGAAUCAGCUGAGCAGUGCUUCAGGAGAGUUCACUGCUGUGGAGUUUAACUGUCCAUUCAGAGAACCCAAACUGGUCAACUCCAUGCCUUUCCAUCAGGAGGAUUUAUACACUGCAGCUCAGCCAGCUCUGUUUUUGGUGGAUAAUCAUCAUGAGGUGUACCUGUGGCAGGGCUGGUGGCCUCAGGACAGUGAGAACACCGGCUCAGCCCGUAUCCGCUGGGACUCAGACAGGAAGUGUGCAAUGGAAACAGUGCUGCACUACUGCAGAGAAAAGAAUGAGAAGAAGCCUCCAAAAGCCUACUUGAUCCAUGCUGGUCUGGAGCCUCUUACCUUCACCAACAUGUUCCCCUGCUGGGAGCACAGAGAGGACAUCGCAGAGAUCACAGAAAAGGAAGCAGAAGUGUGUAAUCAGAUCAUUCUGGUGGAAGAUGUGUUGGCCAGACUGUGUAAGGCCACCUAUCCACUGGCGGACCUGCAGGCCCGGCCGCUUCCAGAAGGUGUUGACCCUCUGCGGCUGGAAAUCUACUUAUCAGAUGAAGACUUUGAGGGUGUAGGGGCCUAUGGUAAGAAAGCACUGGAGAUGACGAGGAGUGAUUACGAGACGCUGCCGGGAUGGAAGCAGGUGAACGUGAAGAAGGCUAAAGGAUUGUUUUAGCUGGGUUUGGGGAGUCUGUGUGUGUUUCAGAUGGGGCGAUAAUCGCUGUGGACUGAGACUGAGUGCAUGAGAUGGAACGAGCAUGUGGGGAAACGUCAUGCUCCCUUUCCGACUGGACUGCAGACACACGGGUGCGGAUCCACAGGUGUUGGUCCAAUGGAAAGGGCAGUAUGAGGAGGAAGGUGGGAGUGGUGGAUGUGGACGGAGGUCAGCAGAGGUUAACCAGCCUCGUGUAGCAUAUCUCUUUCCUUCUCUCUCUUUGUUUGAUUCCAUUUGUUUUGUUUUGUUCACUUUUGGAAAAUGUAAAGAAGUGUAAAUGAAUAGUGGAAAUUGUGAUGCUUUUUUUUCUUUCAUUUUUUUGUGUUGAAUGUUUUCUUUUUGUGCAUUCAUUCCAAUACAUAUCCUUGUAGUAGGAGCUGCCAUACUGUUACCUCUGAGCACAGAGUCUGAAACAGUGCAGGCAGUGUCCAGCGUUCACCACCAGUCUGUAUUUAGUUUUGAUGUGUUUGUUAUAAUUUAUAAUUCUAUUAUAAAAGCUGUGGGAAUACGUGUACAGUAAGACGUCUGGAUUGUAACACUGUUACUGUCAGGAGUAAUAAUGUAAUGAUCCAGUCUAAUGCCACUCACAGACUGACCCACAUGCCAUCACUAAUUCCUCUGGUACCACAGGGGUACAGAAGUUGUGUGUCUGUGUGUGUGUGUUGUAUUCAUGAGUGUGUAUGUAUGUGUGUGUGUGUGUGUAUGGGGCAGUGUGGUUGUAUUGCGUCAGCCUCAUUUCAUUUAAUAUAAUAGAAAGAAGAAGGUGAAUCAACUCCCCUUACUACUACAGUGUAUAGUGCCUUCGCUUUCAUGUACAGUUUAUAUAAAGAACUAUAGUAUGCAAUUUUAUGAAUUUUGUGAAUAUAUAAAUAUGAUGAAAAUAAAAUAUAUAAAUCUG
Molecule: messenger RNA, 8476 nt
Organism: Astyanax mexicanus (Mexican tetra)
Lineage: Eukaryota; Metazoa; Chordata; Actinopteri; Characiformes; Acestrorhamphidae
Gene: svila
Product: supervillin a
Exons: 45
Coding region: 559-7539 (2326 amino acids)
Biological process (GO): cytoskeleton organization; actin filament severing; actin polymerization or depolymerization
Cellular component (GO): cytoplasm; actin cytoskeleton
Molecular function (GO): phosphatidylinositol-4,5-bisphosphate binding; actin filament binding
Source: RefSeq, a predicted model, not a curated record